Messenger RNA from Fundulus heteroclitus (mummichog), 2901 nucleotides. It is a transcript of the gene sh3glb2a, whose product is annotated as SH3-domain GRB2-like endophilin B2a. Lineage: Eukaryota; Metazoa; Chordata; Actinopteri; Cyprinodontiformes; Fundulidae. Gene Ontology annotation, cellular component: membrane; cytoplasm. Gene Ontology annotation, molecular function: protein binding. Gene Ontology annotation, biological process: membrane organization. Bases 389 to 1435 code for a protein of 348 amino acids. The transcript has 13 exons. The record is from RefSeq and is a predicted model, not a curated record.
UUUCAGCUGUUACGCUUCAGGACGUCUGACUCUGCUGCUUUCCUCCUCGCGGACAGACAACGCAACAAAUGACCACCAACAGCCAGUACAUGUUUUAAAAAAAAAAGCAGGUUUAGCUUAGCCCUGCGCAGCUGUAGGCCGACGAAACAGAGCUGUCAAAAUGUCACAAGCGGUGUCGUUAGCUAACCCAUGACUAAUUCACGUCGAGUGUCAAUUUUGUUACCUUUAUUUAUUUAUUUUAGACUUAUAUGACAACGACAGUAGGAUAAACUGCCAAAUAUCAGCACAAGCAGGUGGAGCUAAUGGCAAUGAAUGACGUAUAUUGUACACAGAGGAGAAGCUGGGCCAGGCGGAGAGGACGGAGUUAGAUGCUCACUUUGAGAACCUAAUGAGCCGCGCUGACUGCACCAAACACUGGACAGAGAAGAUCUACAAACAGACCGAGUACCUGCUGCAGCCCAACCCAAUUGAUCAUACUGGUGCCAGGAUUGAGGAGUUUCUCUAUGAAAAGCUGGACAUGAAGGCACCCUCCAGAGUGACCAACGCAGAGCUGCUGGGUCAGUAUAUGGAAGAUGCAGCAAAGGAGUUUGGGCCCGCUACGCCAUAUGGGAGCACGUUGAUGAAGGUUGGGGACUGUGAGAGGAGGUUAGGAGCAGUAGAGCGAGAGUUCAUACACACCUCAGCCAUCAGCUUUCUCACUCCCCUCAGGAACUUCCUGGAAGGAGACUGGCGAACCAUUUCAAGAGAGCGCCGCCUGCUGGAGAAUCUCCGCCUGGACCUGGACGCCUGUAAAGCACGAGUGAAGAAGGCAAAGGCGGUCGAAGCCAAGGCAGCGUGCGACGCUGCAGUGGGCCCAGACUUCCAGGAAACCAGACCUCGCAACUAUGUCCUCUCUGCCAGCGCCUCUGCGCUCUGGACUGAGGAAGUGGAAAAAGCUGAACAGGAUCUCAGACUGGCACAGUCAGAGUUUGAUCGACAGGCAGAAGUUACACGGCUGCUUUUGGAAGGCAUCAGUAGCACGCAUGUGAACCACCUGCGGUGCCUGCAUGAGUUUGUGGAGGCGCAGGCUGCUUAUUAUAAGCAGGGCCAUCUUCAUAUGCUGGAGCUACAGAAGGAGCUGGGAAGGCUUCCCAACGCCUUCGCUCUUAACUCCAGUCACGCCGCGGCUACUCCAGGCAGCGCCUCUGAAGCCAUCGACAGCCCAGGGGAGACCGAGACGCUGAAGAUCGAAGAAGUUCAGGCGCCAGCGACGGGCACACGCAAGGCCAAAGUGCUUUAUGAUUAUGAUGCUGCAGACUCAAGUGAACUCUCCCUUCUGGCUGAUGAGCUGAUCACGGUUUACACGGUGCUGGGAAUGGACUCGGACUGGCUGAUAGGAGAGAAAGGGAACCAGAAAGGAAAAGUGCCCGUCACAUACCUGGAGCUUCUCAGUUAGAGUGCGCACCUGGUGCAUGUGCAUGGGUGUGAGCAGGCACAACUGAAGCGUUACUUCAAGGGACAGCCCACUUGCACUAACAAGUAAGCUUCGGUAACACUCCUCUACUAUCCGACUUAGCAAAAGCUGCAGAUGCUCCUUUGACCAAUGACGUAACGGCGGCGUGACAACGAGAGCAGGAAAUUCCCAGGCUGGGAUCAGUGACAUUCCUUUGCGAUGAGUUUUGGUGAUUCAUUACUAUUGUUAUAAUAAUGUCAUUGAUAUUUUUCUAUUUAUUGAUGUGCAUCUCAAAGGUUUAAUCAGGAUUUCUGAUGCUAAUGUAUUUAUUUUCCAAGUGUUUUCUUGGUUUUGCCUUUUGUUUUUAUAGUGUCCAGGGUGAGGAAAGACUUCCCUAACAGUACACGUUUCUGCUUUUUCUAAUGUUUAUUCUGCGUUAGUAGGCUGUUCUUCAAAGCUGUCAUAUUGUGUCUUUACAUAGAGCGACAAAUGAUGUCGGUCAUGCAGUUUCAUGUCGUCAGUUCAUUUGGUUUAAAGUGUGCUCAAAAGUUUAGGAAGUGAAACCCGAUUGUGCUUGAAUCAUGCCUUGUUGACGUCCUAAUUCCCUAAAUCACCAAUGGUCCCGCGAUAAGGCUGAAAACGGCUCCGUUGUUUCACAGGAAGGCUGAAUAUUUUUUUUUUUUUUUUUUACCAUUAAACACUGCAUAGAGGGCAGAAUUCACGUCUUUAGACCUUAACAUCCACUGAAGAGUUCAUGUGCAGCAGAAAUUGGCAAACAACGCUCCUCUGGUAUUCUUUUUUUCUAUCUGGGACUGUUCAGGGGAAGAUUUGCCUUAACUGCUGUGGGGAAAAAAAAAGAAUGUUUUUCAGCAAUAUUGCUUGCUUCAUAGCUUUCCACUAUAGAGUGUGCAUCCCUGUUGAGCGAAUAAAAACACCUGCCUUACAGCGAUAGAAGUGCGCGUCUCACAGAAUGUGCUCUUCAAGCCUCAGCCAGCAUGCAACAGCGUACCUUCCCUGCAGUAUACCUGUGUUUGUUCAGGUAGUUUUAGCGUUUUCUUUUAACACCUGUUGGUGCCCCGUUUGUUUACUCGUACCUCGAAGUGUCCUGGGCCGUAGUGCUGCAUGUGCUACAAACUGCUGUAGUCGCCUGUCUCGCUGGAAGUGUGAGGGGUGAAUUAAGGAUGUGAGAGCUAAACGUCUUUGCACCAAACCUCACAUCCAGUCUGUGUAUGCAUGAGCCUUUAUUGGUAUUAUUGAGUUUUUGUGAAAUACGCAUAAGGCUGUUUUAGCUCCAGAACACGACACACAGAGGAUGCGGCGGAAUGUAACCACCUUGCCUCACUUGUGUUUCUCCUUUUUAACAAAUAUGCUACUGAUAUACCUUUUUGUUUUGUUGCUGUUAUUGGUUUCUGUGCCUGUUCCUACCUAAAUCAGUAAAAAAUGUAAUAAAAUGGAUUAUUUAUUUGAAA